AUGGCUACGCUUUCAGAUGACGCCAUUCGCAAGGUCUUUGUUGAAUUACAAGCCAAAUAUAUCCAGAGCCAGCAACAAGUAGCUACUGUCAAAGCUCAGAUCCAAGCCAAACAACGCGAACGCAAGAUGGCAGAAUUAACCCGACGUGAACUGGAUAGCUUGGAUCCCAAUACGAAAACUUACAAGCCCGUUGGAAAGAUGUUCAUUCAAAGCCCAUUAAGUGACAUGAAAAAGCAAUACGUUGAUUCCAUCGCUGCAACAGACGAAACAAUAAAGCAACUAGAAAAAACACAAAAAUAUUGGGAACGAUCAGUUUCUGAUGCAGAAGGAAAUCUUAAAGACAUUCUUCAGGGCCCAAGAACGAUGUAA
Messenger RNA from Rhizopus microsporus ATCC 52813, 369 nucleotides. RefSeq names its product Prefoldin subunit 1. Gene Ontology annotation, molecular function: protein folding chaperone. Lineage: Eukaryota; Fungi; Mucoromycota; Mucoromycetes; Mucorales; Rhizopodaceae. Gene Ontology annotation, cellular component: cytoplasm; prefoldin complex. The transcript is spliced from 3 exons. Bases 1 to 369 code for a protein of 122 amino acids. The record is from RefSeq and is a predicted model, not a curated record. Gene Ontology annotation, biological process: protein folding.